GGUACGGUCAUUCCGGAAGAUACUGUGCCUUACUCAGGAUUGGAAGUACAUUAUCACAUGAUUAAUGUAGAGGUAUGAGCAUGUUUUACACAGGGGAAUGAUAACACAUUUGAGACGACUAUCUGCACGGAAUGGGCAUGGGAAUGAGAAUGGAAUGGGACGGGAUCGAGAAGGGAGUAACCCCCCAUUCCAUUAUUCUCUAGCCCCCUCUCUUCCCUCCCUUUGACACCUGCUACACAAGCUUAAUUUGAGGCCAACCGUUCUCAGGUUUUAGCGUUUUUCCAAUACCUCGGGAUUCCGUUCAUGGCUCGAAGGUGCGUGGUUGGAAUUUUAAAGCAUAAUGAUGAAAAGGUUUAAAAACAGAAAUAGCCGAAUUGAAACCGCUAUCUAUGCUGAUUAGCUACGCUGAGAAAAUCCUUAGUCAAAGUGUCCGCGGUGAUGUUUGUCAGAGACAAGAGAGAAUGAGAACUAGAAUCUUUUCGGAGAUUAUGGUUGUCUUGCAUUACAGUAAGUUAGUUCAUACGUCUGUAAUGACAUCUGCAAACGGUUAGAGUCUUUAGAUUUCUCAGCUAAGGACGAUAAAUUGUGUGUCCCGUCACGUCUCACAAACUUUGCCACUUUUAAAUUUACGGAACGGAAACCCUCACGCUCAGUUCGUAAAGCCGUAGGAAGACGUAGUCAACGGUGUGGUAUCUCUCUGCUAAAUAGCAUGUGGUCAACCUGGCCAGAUUAGAAAUCAGGCUAUUUGCCGGAUGCUGGAAUAUCACUCAGAAAUUGAACUCAGAAAAUUACAUAUAAAUACUUUUUUCUCCAACUAUAUAGGUUAACAUGAAACACAAUGUGGACGUUAAUUUUACACCAGGAAUACACACCACAAUGGCCAACGUCAGCACCAACAUUGAUUCGUAUUACCCAACACUGGCACAAGCCUACAGUGAAGGUUGGAGAUUGACCAGCUUUUACAGGGUCCCAGGGGCAAAACAGCAGGCAUUUAUGUCAACAGCUGUAAAUAUUCCAUUUCAAGGCAUUUUUACCAAGUAUGUGCUUUAUUCUGAUAGUUGGUUAGCUUGCGUAGCGCGCGCCGGGUAUGUGAAAGGACAGUCUCGAACCCAGAGCUCUUCUGCGCAUGACAGCCAGGGAGAAAGUCAGAAACCUAAGCACUGGGCUCAGGAUUGGGUGGAAGGAGAAAAAUAAAAGACGCGCGCGCAUGCACACGAGUGUUACCCUGACGCGCGCUCUAUAAAAACUAAUAAAAAAAACUAACCGGCGCCUGCCACGCAGGCUAAUACAGCUUCGGCUUCUUCUUUUUACUCACCUAAAAUUCAAAGGGGGACAGACUGCCUGUAGUUGUUGUCGCUAGAAAUAUUUGAUAGUCCAUUGACUGUCCAUUAGAAGGAUUUCCUCGGAUGAAAGGAUGGAAGAUCUAAAGUAACUAGGGUGGGGUGAUAAAGUCGCCAAUAUAAAACUAAUAGUGCGUCCACUGUAAUUUUUUUUCUCUUUUCGUCACUUUCUCUCCUUAUCUUAUACAUAUAUCUAACUAGUCGAUUUUUUGAAAACGAGUCUAACGAAAUUUUUACCCAUUUGAGUGAAAAAUGGCCACCGAAUGAAAUGGCAGGUUUUUUUCACCCGAUAAGCUGUAAAAUCGCAGCAGCGAUGGAAAAGGAAAGGACAGCAAGGAAGAGCGAGGAAGAGGAAAGGAGGAGAAUAUAUGAAAAAGCAGGUUGCACUCUUAGUUUUUAUCAUGGGCACUUUGGAGAUAAUUUAUGGCCAAAAAAAAACAAAAACUGUUUGACGUAACAGUUAGCUUUGGCGAUAAUGUUUUUAAAAAGCCGACUAGAUACUCGUAUGACGGCGUUUAUCCACUGACCAGUUUAUUUUUAGAUCGGUUUUGGCGCGAAUUUUGAGUACCUGUUAAAUUCAACAAACCAGUCAUCAAAACCUACAGACCUAAAAAUGAUAUUUUUGCCUUUUAAUAACGUUUAGUUUUCCUUUUUGAUAUCUUAUACUUCGGAUGCGCUCAUAGACAUGUUGGAGAUUCUAUUUUCGCGGGAAAAAGUGCCCUAGCAUGCAUGGACGUCGCUUGCUCCGGGUUAUAGGCUCCUGGAAAAGAUGAAUUUGUUGCUCGCGUUUCAGAAACCAACAUCGAUCGAUUUACGGCAAUGGGUAGUUAGCCCCUGGCUCCAUCAACCCUGAACUUAUAGGAACAGGGGUUGCUCUUUGUCUUGAAUGUUCCAGGCGUUCAAAUUGUGAGGAUAACAGAAAGAAAAUAGAGCAGGAAAAACAGCGAGGGGGUUAUACUUUCGCUUUCCCUCCUUCACCCUCCAUUUCGUACCACUCUCAUGCAACAAUCUGAAUGCCCGGAACAGGAUACUCUUUGCCUGGUCUCUAUCCUCGUCUAACCCGGCCUUGUACCCAAGCCAGUUCGCUCUAUCCGAGUUACCAGAUGAGGCUUGGAACCGAGUGCGAUAUCGAAUUUUCCCGACAAGCUUGACAAGUGGCUUCUCAUCCGAAAUCGCCGAGGACGACUGGGUACAAGGCUGGUCUAACCCCGCAUGAUAAUCAGAGUCCAGAGAGGUGCCAGCCAAAGCUGAAGCUGUUACAAUUAUCGUUUCAUUUUGUUUACAGUUUUCAGUUCCAGAAUACAACCAAUUAAUUUCCUUAUGAAUUUCCUUUCCAGAUGAUACUGCAUGACGUAAAAUUACACUUAAGUUAGAGAUAGUUAAAUUACAUUUUAGUUCAAACCGAAUUUAAAAAGGUAUUACUUAAUUUUUGAUGUCAUUUUGAGCUAACUCCAUUUAUAUCUCACUAAAUAAGUAAUAUAACAAAAAGCCGACAAUUAAAGAAGUUGUGUAGGAGCUAUCACAUGACUGUGCUAUAAAAGAAGAAUUCAUAUUUAUCACGACCUUUUGCAACUGUUUUUAGAUUUCCCACAGCUCCUACCUCUAGUGAGAGCUGGCAGCUGAAGGUGGAGAAAUCCAUUAUGCUUGUGGAAAGAGUCAGACAAAGAAUAUCCAAAAGGAUUCACACUUUUAAGACAGAUGUCGAUACCGGUGAUAUUUUUACUAAAAUCACCCAGGUAUAGUACUGAGAGAAACAUCGUAUAUAUCAGCAUAAUGUAUGUUCUUUCCUGAUCUUGGAAAUUCGUCAUUAUAUAAUGGCUAAUGACUAGCUCUCGAGGGGCUGGGUGAAGUUCUCCCUAGGUCCCUCCCUAUUAUGGCCUUCGCUGGAAGGCUCUGUCCGGUCGGGGUAGGGGAAAGGGGCAGUGUCUGUACACAGGCUAUCUCAUGUUUUACUUCAACACCAACAAACCCCAGUUUUUUUCUGCCGAAUACAAGCUGUACUAGAAAAUCGCAGGUUAUCUCAGGGAAGGGGGGGCGUAACCCUGCACCCUCCCCCUAGAUCCGCCCCUGGGGAAAUUUGUCAUUUCGGUAACCAAGUCUACAGAAAACAACUCCAUCGACAGACUUCUGAUGUGCCCGGCUCAACAGGUCCAGGGGGCAGCUGCCCCCUUGCCCCCUCACUAGUUACCGUUCUGCAGUGUUGUUUUGUAAGUAUGUGAACGGGGUAAUAUUUUUCAAUGAAAGGUUUCCACUAGUGGUACUUUUUCUGGUAUAUAAAUAAGUAAGGGGUUGGGACUUGAUUGCAUUACCUGCCUCGUCUACGCGCAAAAGUCGGACCAAUUAAGGUUUCUGGGGAAACUGCCCACCCACCCCUCCCCUAAGCCAUCAUUUUUCCCUAAGUGAGAAGUAAGUGUUAAUGUUAGCAUAGGCAAGGGGUAGGUGGGCAGUUUCCCAGAAACCUAAGUUUAUCCCAAAAGUCUGUCCCAGGGCCCAGCAACCAUGAUGUUGAAAAGGUCCGCGGUUCCGUAUGGUCCGUCCCUCUUUUGUACUUGACGAGGACGGCUACGAAAACCAGAUUUUCUCAAUACUUAACAUUAAGUAGUGCGCCCUUGAACUAGCGUCAUUUUGGUGGGAAAACGUGAUAAUAGUCCUUAUUUCACUACGAGUUUUAGCAAGAAUGUCGUAGUUUUUUUGGAAACAAGUGAUGAAAAGUUAGAAGACAAAUUUUACCAUUUCAUGAUCGGGAGACGGCUUAACCUCCUUCACAAAUCUCGUCCACAUAGUCGUCCUCGUCCUGGAAUCGACUUUUUGACGGGGGAGGGGGUUGGUGGAAAAUUUUGAAAUAACUUGUUUGCAUAGGCUGUAAACACUGAAAUAAAUUCUAUGCAAGUAAAAAAUAAAGUUUUCGCAGGAAGAUGGAGACAAACAAAAAAAGGAGCAGGAGCCGCAUAUAAAAAAAAUGUUGCGUGUGAAAAUUUUCCAACCCCUCCUCCUCCCCCCCGUCCAAAAAAAAUAAUGGUCAAUCCCUAAAGGCAAAAGUGUCUAAAAAAAUAUGAUCAUUUCAGAAUACAGAAACUGGAGGUCAGCUGAUAUGUGUGGAGAUCACAGGCCAGUUGAAUUCACAAGGAACGAAUACGAGUUUUGGAAGGACUGGGGUAUUGUCAGCAGGUAAAAACGAUUGCGAGGUCAAUAUACUAAAUACGUGUUAGAAUGAGUUUGAAGUGCUUACCCAGCAACUUGCCAGCUGUAGUGGCCGUGUGGAAACAGUAUACUCUAUCUCAUCUAAAAAUAAGAAACUUUCAAAUCGAUAAUAACUUAUUAAUAAUAAUGAUGAAGGCGAUAAUAAUAAUAAUAAUAACAAUAAUCAUCAUCAUCAUCAUCAUCAUGUGAUCAUCAUAAUCAAGUCAUCAAUGUGGCAUGUCCUUUUGAUACCAGAAUUGCAGAAAAAGAACGUGAGAAGAUUGACCACCAACAGGACUUAAAAGUGGAAAUACAAAAGAUGUGGAACUGGAAAAGCGUAUCUGUUGUUCCAGUUGUAUUUGGGGUACUUGGGGCAGGGACCAAAAACUUGAUGAUGUGGGUUACUACGAUAGGAACACUUACUCCAGAAAGCCUGCUUGUUGGGAACAGCAAAGAUCUUAAAAAGGACCCUAGACACUCAAGGCUAUAGGAAAUAGCUUGAUGAUCUAGGGAUACGUGCCCACCGAUACAACAAGUGGUGUGAGAUAUGAAUAAUAAUAAUAAUAAUAAUAAUAAUAAUGAUAAUAUUAAUAAUAAUGAUAAUAGCGAGGGCCUUUGCCAAGGCCGGUUUUCCGUGGGGCCUCCAUAGGACAAGUGAACGAUGACGUCAUUUUACUAUUUUUGGACCAGAAUUCUUCAGUCUGACAUUUUUCGUGGACAGAUAAGGGCCAUUAAUUUUUUUAAACUUUACUGGGAGUGAGAAGUUUAAAUAAGAAAGCAAAAACAAAAUGAAUUCUAGAAUUUUUAGUCAAAUGAUGUCAUCGUGAAAAUGGUAGCAGUUCAAUGCGGUUCACGAUUCACCAACCGGGCAAAACGACAAAUCAAGUUAUUAGAGUUGUUCCCUGCCCGCGCGCAGAUAUUUCUUUGGCCUGGUUUUUGACAUGUGCGAAGUCGUUAGCGUCACUGUCAUUGCCUGAAGUUGCAAUGCAAGCCAACCUAUGCGAUAGGAUUUUGUUAGGGCGAAAGGGGAAAUUUCAAAGACGUGCGAGUGCACUUCGCGUUCCCCUCGCGCGCCCCAAGCCAAAAAUCCUAACCGGCGCCUAUCACGCAGACUACCUACGCUAAUACCAGCGACGCGAAAGACUCCGCACAUGCUGAAAACUCUGCGUGAAAGAAACCUCUACCAGUUGGAUACUAGAGCUGUAAUUUUUGCUAUAUCUUUCAGGUAUGGGAGUUGAUUUAUUUUUUGACAUACCAACUCACCCAAACCCUCGACGCUUUAUAUACCAAACAGUCAACGUGCCUAUCGAAGAAUCGGUAUUACCACCCCGUCUUGGGUCUAUACCAAAGCAUACGUUUUCUUGUGAUUGGCUUGGUCAGAUGACCACAUUUCUACAACAAGGCUGGCGACUGGUAGAAAUUUUCCUGGAUAUGUCAAGUGCUCCAAGAGAUCAAAGCCUUGAAGCUACGGUCAAUUCGGUUUGGUUUUUUGAGAAAGAGGCCAGUCGAGUUAACGACCCCAGCCCUGUUUAUGAAGGCACUGUUAUAGAGUACGAACACAAACUGUCAGCGGGACUCACCUCAAUAAGUGCGCCCCCUCAGUGGGAAUCACUUCUGUGUGAAAUGGGAAAACGCGGAUGGGAACUAGCUUGCAUCCUGGAAACGCCAGACAUCAGGAUCACAGGAUUACAGCAAUUUAAAAUGAAACUUCUAAUGUUUUUCCAAAGAAAACUUUCAGGCACUUCAUAA
This is a messenger RNA of Porites lobata, 6269 nucleotides long. The record is from the annotation of a GenBank genome assembly. Lineage: Eukaryota; Metazoa; Cnidaria; Anthozoa; Scleractinia; Poritidae.